AAUUAACAGUCAAUAAUGUCUAAAAAAGUCAAACAGUUAGCAGAAGUAAUUGCUUUAUAAGAAAAGACAAUCGGAAAGCUAUAAAAAAUAAUAGAAAACAAAAAAUCUAAAUAAAUUGGAAAUAAAAAGAAUCAUAGCAUAAAAUUAGAUUAAAAAUAUUUAGUUGGGUAUUUCACCUGAAUUUAUGUCAGUACAAAUGCAAAACCUCCUAGACUAGAUUUUACUGAAACAAAUAGAUCCUUUAGAUGUCGACCUUCAAUUUCUUAGACCCAUAAUUAAUUGAGUUAAAUUUCAACAGACUAUAUUUAAGAUAUUUAAUCACUUCGAGGAAAAAUUGAAGGGCUUUAAAAAGAAAAAUAAGAUAGAUCUUUAUUCUUUUAGGAUAAAGAAAAUUGGAAUAAUAAUAAUAAUUAAUAGAAAAUAGAGCAUCUUGAAAAAUAAAUUAAAGAUAGAGAAUCAACAAUAAAUGUGUUAUAAGAGCAACUUGUUUAGGAAAAAUAACUCAGAUAAUAAGUAUAUAUUUAAUUAUAAUAUCUUAAUAGACCCAAUAAGAUUUAAAAUAGUAGAGAACAAUUUGGAAUAGAAUGUAUUCAGAAUUAUCAAGCGAAAUAAAAACUUUAAAAACUGAAUUAAGAGCUUUUUCAUCUUAACCUAAAAAAAGAUCAAAUUAACUAUUUUUUUAAUGA
Messenger RNA from Paramecium sonneborni, 686 nucleotides. NCBI's taxonomy places the organism in Eukaryota, Ciliophora, Oligohymenophorea, Peniculida, Parameciidae. The record is from the annotation of a GenBank genome assembly.